Molecule: messenger RNA, 6672 nt
Organism: Symbiodinium sp. CCMP2592
Lineage: Eukaryota; Dinophyceae; Suessiales; Symbiodiniaceae
Source: the annotation of a GenBank genome assembly
AUGACCCCGGACGAUGCUACAGGGCUUUUUCGGUCAGUCCCUGAGCAUGACGGUCCGCAAUGGCAGCCCUCUGGGGAGAUGCUGCCCAAUCCCUUUGGUGACUUUUUUGGUCAGUUCACCUCUACCAGUCCGGCACAACAACCAUGGGUGCUGGCACACCACACGGGCCCUCGGGCCCUGCACCACGACUCCAAACAGGCCGUGAUGGCUAUUGUUAAGGUCUACGACAUCUUCGACGUCGAGCACAUCAUGCUCGAUGCCUUGGCGAACCUCUUCGUUGAAUAUGCUCUACUGCUUGGGCCACACUGUGAAUGUCUCUUCUACAGUGCCGGGCUCUUUAUUUUGAUGGCCCUCACAGGGGUCCUCCUCUGCCAGGCCCGAUGGCAGCGCCCUUUUGCCAGCAGGAACGGAGGGGGCUCCCUUUGCCACCGCCCAGCCUGGCUACGGAUCAUAACCUGCUUUGCGGUCCUUGUCCCUGUGAAGGCCUCCCCAACAGCCGAUCACCCCUUUACGGCACAGCGGGAAGACUGGCGACGCCCCAGCGACAUUGAACUGUGGACCAGUGGGCUGCUCACCCCCUACGAACAAGUUGUUGCACAGGGGGUACGCCAGAUCUAUGACACCCACAGUGGUGGAAUCAUGCCUGAUCGACUACACCCUGGUGGACCGCCGCUUUUCCCGCCUCCACCGCCAGAGCCGCCCGAUUUGGACGACGAGGGCUUCCUCGCUGACGAGCACUUCAUCGACGAGAGGGAGACUUUCCACAUCUCCUUCUGGAUGUGCUCCCCUGGCAUCGAACCACACUCUGUGGAUGUGUCGGUACACUUCCCACAGACUAUAGACAGCAUCGUCGAGAUUGUCCUCGAAUCUACUGAUGGCCUCGGUCACGAAUGGUUAAGUGAGGCGAUCCCUAUCACCCCACAGCUGGAGGAGUUCUACGGCAGCCUUUUCCUUGUGCCGAGCUGGAUCCCUCACUCAAAUACCAAAGCCCUCGUACUUGAUGCGAGGGACAUUGACCACGGCAUCCGCCCCAUCUACCUGAGCGUGCCUGUCACACGUUUCAAUGUUCUUGGUAAGCUCGGGCUCGACCAGGAUGCAGCCUUCCAUGUAUUUGUGGCUGGCUCAGCGCGACCCCUUGGGCCAGAGGAUACCAUUGCACCGGCACAAGGCAGCCUCAUCAAGGUGAUGCGGCCCGACACACAACCCGAUUGGGUAGAUGAACUACGGGACCGCCUCCAUGACCCACUCCUGUGGGACCCGGACAUUGGCCAUCCUGACUCUGCUGCAGGGAGACACGUCGAGCUGCAGACCUACAAUGCUGUCUGGCAUCAUCGCACUGGCCCCACUGACAGGCGACCACCUCUCGAAGUUGCCUGCGAAGCCUUCCAUCUCGAACAGCAGCACACUUGGGUCAGAGCUCCAACGGAGCGCCCCCGAGCCCUCUACUGCGACGAGAAGCGCAUCCACUCCGUUGUCGCGGUCGUCGACCAGAGAACCACACCGAGGCAGACGCAUGGUAUCGUCUUCCUCGACCUCAGACCGAUCGGGCGAUGGGUGCAGUGGACAGCAGUCAAUGGGGGGCUCUUCAGGGCAGCGGCCUACGUUGCUGCACUCCAGGUCGACGUCGUCGAAAAUUUCACAAUCGUCGUCAAGGGCGGCCGAACGAAAGGACGCCACGGUGUCAUCGAGGUCGAGGACGGUGAAGUUCUUGAGGUUGUCCUUGUCCCGACCACCUCUCUUUCCUCCUCCGAGUCCUCUACCAGCGAGGCCAAUGAUGACGAGGACGAUCCUGAUGAUGAGCACAGUGGCAAUGACAACAUGCCCAGCUCCUCAGAACUCUCACCACCGGGCAGCCCCCCACAAGGACCCGGCCCCUUUGGCCCACCACCGCCACAGCCGGUCAACCGCCCGAGAAGCCGCAGCCCCCGUGGACGUGACAGAGCUCUUCCUGCGCAUCCUGUUGAAGCCAGGACGCAUUACGACAGCCCCACGGCCACCGACCUCGCUUCUUCCGAAGGUCCUAUUACUGUUCGACUUGCUGAACAUGUUGAAGCACCGUCUUUCAGCCUCCUCUCACAGACAGUCACCCUGCCACAUGACCCAACCACAGGUCACAAGCUGACCUGCCCAUGGCCCCUGGACUGGCUGCAGUUCGAGGUCGAGAACUUCGACUUCAAGGAGGUCACCAAGGAGGCCAUCAGUGACCUCAAGAACUGGAAGGAAAUACUCACUGGCCUGGGCCCGCAUAACCUCCCAUCGCUUCACAUAUAUGUUGAUGGAUCGUGGGACCCAAGCACUGGUCUCGGAGGCUUUGCCAUUGCAAUCUUCAUUGCACACCAUGACGAAUGGGCUCUCUUUGGUUUAUGCGGCGAUCGUACCCACGGACACACCACUGGCUCGGUUUGGGAAGUACAGGGACCUCCCCCUCUCGUCAAUGAGCAGAUUGCCAUCACCACAGCCCUCUUGUGGCUGGCACAGACUUGGCCCUACCUUGACCACCGAGCCGCCACGAUCUACUUUGACUGCCAGGCGGCAGGCUUCGCGGUACAGGGCCGCUCCAACCUCACCUCCGGAUUGAUGGUAGCGGCACGGGGGCUGCACCACUUCGUCUCGGCCAUCUUCGGCAAGGAGCCCUCCUACGAACAUGUACAUGCUCAUAAAGGUGAGGCUUUCAACGAGCUCGUCGAUGUGGCAGCCAAGACUGUCGCACGGCAAGGCCAUGGUUUGCCACCUCCACCGGAUGAUGUAUGCAGGAUGGUGCAGAACAGUGACCUCAGCUGGCUGGCAGCAACCGUUGACCCCAAGCUCCACCGGGUGCUGCCGGUCAACACUACUUCCUUCACGUGGACACCACCAGAAGAUUUCGGCCCUUCCCCGCUCACAACAAGUGAGCUCAUCCCCACGAGGCCGGGGAACGAUGCUGAGACUAGCGAGGAACGCACUGCUACGGCCAAACUCCUCACGCUGAACUCCCUCGGCACCAAAAACAAAUCUCGUUUCUUCGAGGACCAGCUCGACCACCUCGAGGUUAACAUUGCCUUCUUGCAGGAGACCAAGGCGACAGAGGGUGUCUGUCAAUCGUCCCGAUUUCUCCGGUUGUCGUCGGCUUCGGCAACACACUGGGGAGUGGCUGUCUGGUUUAGCAGAACUCGUGGGGCCCUCUCCUUCGGCCGAUCACCCUGGAAGAUCGAGCUCACGGACAUCCGCACGCUGGUUAGCACACCACGACUGCUUGUCCUACUUAUUUCCAAGGACAACUACAAGUUAGUUGUCAUUUCCGGCCAUUGCCCCCAUGACACCAAGUUUGAGGAGGCGGUCUCCUUUAUGGACACCCUGCACACGGCGGUCGCACCCCACAGACAAGCCCAACUUAUCCUCGCUGGUUUCGACUUGAAUGGCAGACCUCCCACGGGAGCUCUUGGAGUCACUGGCCCUCUUGCAUGCGGGGAACCUGACCGUAUUGGGCACAUUGCAGUCUCCACGUUCGAGUCCCUGGGGAUGUGGUUUCCUACCACGUUUCCAGAGCUCCACGUUGGUCCCUCAGAGACGUGGACACAUCCACAAGGAACUCAACACCGCAUUGACUUCCCCACCCUCGGCGGCACAGCUCAAAUUACCGACGUGCUCACUGCGGUGUGCACGAAUUUCGACAGUGGUUGCGAACGAGAAGACCAUUGGCCAGUAUUUCUUGACUUCUCCUGUUCUCUUCACCGGCAUCGGCCUCGCGCGGCUCUACGCCGCCCAAAAUUCGACCUCGCGAAGCUCAUGACCCCGGAAGGUCGACGCACCAUGGAGGAGGAAAUGAACAAAUUUGUCCAUCCGGACUGGUCGUGCCACCCGGACACCCACUGCCAAAAGGUACAAGACCACCUCCUCAGCAUCAUGCAGAGACACUUCCCCCUCCCGGAGAACCGGCCGCGGGCGAGCUUCAUCACUCAGGACACUUGGCGACUCCGCGACCACAAGCUCAGCCUGAAGCGAAGGGUUCGCCACCGCAGGCAGCUCUGGAAGGACCUUCUGCUGCGCGCUUUCUCUCAAUGGCGCGAUGACGUCGAUUACAUGGUGACCCAAGUCGCCCACCUGGGGCGAUACUUCGACAAGCUAAGGCGGCCGGUGCCGGAGGAGCCAAGGCUCGCCCAGUCUCCCGGCCCCUGCCACAGCCGAGCUGAGCAGGACGCCCUUUGGGCUGGACACUUUGGGGAGCAGGAACUCGGCACCCGGAUGAACACGGAUGCCUUCCUCCUACAGACACAGUGCCCACCCUUCCAGGACGUCGAGCUCAACUGGAACAUUGCUGACGUCCCCUCACUGAUCGAAGUGGAGCAGGCGAUCAGGCUUAUUCCCUGUAACAAGUCCCCGGGUCUUGACAAUGUCCGUGGAGAAAUGCUCCGAGCCGCCCCGGCAGCGACGGCCAAAAUCCUAUGGCCACUCUUCGCCAAAGCAACGGCUCAGAUCUGCCAGCCCAUUCAGUGGCGUGGCGGCCUUCUUCACGAGGCAUACAAGCGGAGUGGCUCCAGCUCCGACCCACAAUCCUUUCGCUCCCUCUUCGUGUCAUCCACGGUCGGCAAAUGCUUUCACAAGAUGUUCCGCACUCGCUCCCAGCACGACCUUGAGGGAGCUUUCCACAGUUUCCAGCUCGGAGCUCGGCGACAUUGCCCGGUCACCUUACCGGCACUAUACAUCCUGGGCCACGCCAGACGUGGAAGAACAUCGAGGAAUUCCACCGCGAUGCUCUACCUCGAUACCGAGGCGGCAUACUACCGCAUUAUCCGGCAACUCGCGUUUGGAGACAUCACCCAGGAUGACUCGAUCAUCCGUGUCUUCCAGCACUUCGACCUCGACCCGUCCGAUUACCACGAGAUGGCCCAACAGACCGUGUCUGGAGGCAUGGCUGCGGAAACUUCUCUACCGGCCACGACCCGCCACAACAUCAAGGACUUCCACAACAGGGCCUGGUUCAUCACAGCCUACGCAGACGGAUCCCAAGUCACGCAAACUGCCGCUGGAUCUCGACCCGGCGAAAGCUGGGCCGACAUUGUGUUCGGAUGCGAGAUUACUGUCGCUGACGCCACAUGGGCCGACGACAGUGCUUGGCCACUGUCCGACCACGAUCCAGAGGCCCUGCUCCGGAAGACCGUGCGCCUUUGCACCAUCGUCAUCCAGUUCUGUUGGCAACACGGCCUUCGGCCGAACCUCAAACCUGGAAAGUCGGCCAUCAUGCUCAAGCUCCGUGGCAAAGGUUCGCACCGGGUCAGAACCAAGUACUUCCCUCGUCAAGGUCAACAGCUUGAUCUCCCCGAUCUUGGGGUGACGGUGCCGAUCUCCAACCAGUACAAGCACUUGGGUGGUGUUGUCGACGGCGAGCCCAAGAUGACGAUCGAAGCACGACGACGCACAGCCAUAGCUGGCGCCUAUGAUUCUGGCAAAAAGCUUUUCUUUGCGAAUCCACGACUUGAGCUCACCACCAGGAUCGCGCUUUUCCAGGCGACCAUAGACCCGGUCUACUUCAAUUUGGGGUUGUGGACCGACGACGGCCCCUCGUGGACCAUACUGAGCAAUGGCUAUACACGGCUGCUACGACGCCUUCUCGUACGACAGUGGGGUGGGGAUGCCGCUUUCCACAUCCCGAUGAGCAGAGCUGGUUCCAGGCUGUACAACAGGACCUACGGUGGCUUGUCGCGGGCAGUCAGGAGCCCAGGCACUGGCCACGAUGCGAUGAAGCUGGUCAAGCGGCGAGUUAAGGAGGGCACCCGUGACUACUGCGCCCACCACAGGCUUGCCCUCACCCUCUGGGCCAUCUACCGUCAGACCCUCGCGAGAUCCAAGCCUGCCGAGCUCUCUCCCGACCCCUGGAUCUGUCGGAUCUGUGUCCGUGGUUUCAAGAGCAGGGCUGGGCUCGGUGCCCAUUUCUUCAAGGCACACCAGAGAGUCGCUGGCCACCGAGGCCUCACAGAUGGGACGAUCUGCCCUGCGUGCGGCAAGGACUACCACAGCGAGAACCGACUGCAUGUCCACCUCAGAGACGCCCCUCACUGCGCGGAUACGCUUCGUGCUGCUGGCCACAGGGCCAAGUCAGUGAGGCCAGGCAUUGGCAGCCGACAUUGGCGCAAGGCUGCCCAGGAGAUGGCACACUUUGACCUCUCCUGUGCCCUGCUUUGCAAGGACCUACCCAAUGAAGAGGGCAAGGUCGUUGAAAUCCUCGAGGGCAUCCUCCACUCGUGGCCCCUCUACCAAGACGAGAUCGCCCACAUCGUGCACAAGGUCCUGGGGGAAAUUGACGAGGUCAUCCACGAGCUGCGAGAGGAGUACUGGUCUGAAGGAACCUACGACGUCGUCACCAAGGCCCUGCUCAGGAUCCUCAUACCACCCACAGACCUCCCACCUCGGGAGGAGACAGGUGAAGACCGAGCGGAUCAUUACGCGACUUUCGCUGACCGUCUCGAGGACUUCAACUGGGACGAAGUGAUCCCCAAUCGGGCUGAACACGUGACCCCAGACUAUCCCUGCUUUGAACUGUCUGACGCUUGGGAAGCUGAGUGGAGCGCACACAGUAGCAGAAUAGAUGCCUCAGCCGUGGAAGCUAGAUUGUGGACCUUCCUGCCCGACAUCCUGCAAGCAACCUGGCUUGCAGCAGUACAGGGGCGCUACAAAGCGCCGGUUGCAAUCAAUUAA